AUGAAGAAGGAAUUUCCUAUGACUGAUGGUGGUCUCAUCAAUUCAUUCUUGGGCAUUGCUGCUGUACACAACGACAGAGGCUUGUUCUUGCAUCAAAGCCGCUAUGCGGAGGAGAUCUUGCUCCGGGCUGGAAUGCAAGAUUGCAAACCGGUUGCUACUCCAGUGGACUUAAAGUCCAAACUCGCAGAGGACGUAGGCAAACCGCUUGCCAACCCAACUGAAUAUCGAAGUCUCGCAGGGGCUUUACAAUAUCUAACAUUUACGAGACCAGAUAUUGCAUAUUCAGUUCAACAAAUUUGUCUAUUCAUGCACGAUCCGCGAGACAUACACAUGCAAGCUCUACGUCGCAUUCUACGCUACUUACAAGGAACAAAAGACAGAGGGUUACAACUACUAAAACAUCAGAAACUUUCGUUGACAGCUUAUUCAGACGCCGAUUGGGCCGGAUGCCCUUCUACUAGGCGCUCAACGUCGGGGUUUUGUGUGUUCUUAGGCGACAACCUUCUAUCCUGGUCAGCAAAGCGACAGCCCACAGUGUCUCGUUCGAGUGCCGAAGCCGAAUAUAAAGGGGUCGCAAAUGCAGUAGCUGAAGCGUCCUGGCUUCGCAACCUACUCCUGGAACUGCAUUGCCCUCUCCGACACGCCACUAUUGUGUACUGCGACAACAUAAGUGCUGUCUAUCUCUCGUCAAAUCCAGUGCAACAUCAACGUACUAAGCACAUAGAAAUAGACAUACACUUUGUUAGAGAAAAAGUACAAAUGGGCGAAGUCAGAGUCCAUCACAUACCGGCGGCUUCACAAUAUGCGGAUAUUUUCACCAAAGGACUACCCACCUCCUUGUUCAACAGCUUCCGCUCCAGUCUUGGUGUCAAUACAAUCGACCCUGCGACUGCGGGGGGGUGUUAG
Brassica rapa (field mustard) is the source of this 906-nucleotide messenger RNA. RefSeq lists its product as uncharacterized. The record is from RefSeq and is a predicted model, not a curated record. NCBI's taxonomy places the organism in Eukaryota, Viridiplantae, Streptophyta, Magnoliopsida, Brassicales, Brassicaceae.